AUGCCAGAGCCAUGCCACACAUGCUCCGAAGCCCGCUGGAAAAGGUACGUAAAAAGCACAGAAAACAACACCUUCGUCCUAGCGCACCGCCACCUACCGGCCGGUCUGCAAGACCACGGCUUCGACGAAAUUGACCUCCCCAAUCCACCAGCAGGCGACCUGACAAACGCCGUCCACCCGCUCUUCGCGGCAGACAAAUGGCCCCUCGAGGGCUUCCCAGACGACGACCUCUGGGGAAGCAUGGACGGUAUGCUACGUAUGGCGUCGCUAAUGCUGCUGAGUGAACCAGUGCUAGCCAUCCUGCGGAAGAUCAGGAACGGCACCCCAAGAACAGAUCCACAAUCCAGCCACGAUUUUCUCGAGUACACUCAGCCCGCCACUACAACAGCAAGAACCACAACUAACACAGCCAUCCAGACUGACCUGACCAUCCUAUCCACCAAACUCCGCUUCCUCUUCGGCGCCAUCCCUCCCACCGGUAAGUCAGGCCAGAUCCACGCCAUGCACAUGGUCUCCCUCAGCGAACUAGGCACAAAGUACCCCAUCCGCGGCGCCACUACCGCGCUAGCCAGCAACGGCUCCACGCACUCCAUCCUCCUCAACGACGCAUACAAGACGUAUCUCCGUCGCCGGGACUCCAGCCGCUCGCCCUGCCGCGAUCUGCGCACCAACUUCGUAGGCGCCGUGUCGCUCGUGCACGAGCUCACCCACGCCUUCUUCGCGCGCGACCGCACAGAUGGGAUCGAAGACUAUGUAGAGUCGUUCCUUAGUCGCAUCGCGGCUCGCGCUUCAGAAGGCCACGCAGGCGAGCUCGGCGUCUCGAGAAACGCAAUCAUGCACGCGGACUCGGGCGCGGAGCUCGAGUACAACGGGGUGGGUCUGGCGCAUUGCAAUGGGGACCCUGUGGUGCGGCUUGAGGCUCCGGGGUUUGUCACGUAUCCGUUGGAUCCCGGCUGGAUGCACAGGUUUAGUACUGCGGCGUUUUGGGAGGGCUUGGAUGAUGUGCCGCAGGAGAGGAAGGGGAAGGCGUUUUGCAUACCGAGGGGGGCCGGGGUGCGCUGGACUGUUGGGCGGAGAAGAGAGAAUGAGGAGUGGAGGUGGGAUGAAGGAGUAUAA
Molecule: messenger RNA, 1116 nt
Organism: Trematosphaeria pertusa
Lineage: Eukaryota; Fungi; Ascomycota; Dothideomycetes; Pleosporales; Trematosphaeriaceae
Exons: 2
Coding region: 1-1116 (371 amino acids)
Source: RefSeq, a predicted model, not a curated record